Messenger RNA from Parathielavia appendiculata, 453 nucleotides. RefSeq lists its product as uncharacterized. NCBI's taxonomy places the organism in Eukaryota, Fungi, Ascomycota, Sordariomycetes, Sordariales, Chaetomiaceae. The record is from RefSeq and is a predicted model, not a curated record. The transcript has 5 exons. Bases 1 to 453 code for a protein of 150 amino acids.
AUGGCGCCAGUGCUGCCCACGCUGCGCCGGGCGUUGCUCUUGGAUAAUAAUAUGCUCCCGCGAGGUCAAGUCGACAGCCUCAUCUACGAUUUCAAACGCUCAGCCACCACCCUGUCCGAAGCACGCUCAGCUCUCCAAGAACACCUCUCCGAACGUUUCAAUAACUUCCCCAACGUCGGCGAGGUUGCGGUGCGCAUCAACCCCGUCUCCAGCCCGCAAGCCCAAGCCAACAUCAACGCCAUCGCCUCCCUACCGGCCGUCGACACCAUCGCGACUCGCCCUGCAGCUCAGCGCGAGGUCUUGUAUGCGAGGCAGUUGGGGUUCAACGGGAAGCAGGCUAGGGCGGUCCUUGUCAAGGCAAAACAAUGCGGUUUCGAUGUUGAUGCCGUCAGGGAGGACUUUAACAAGGAGAGCCCCGACAAGGAGAGCUCCCAGGACCAGCAAGCACCCUGA